Haemonchus placei is the source of this 558-nucleotide messenger RNA. NCBI's taxonomy places the organism in Eukaryota, Metazoa, Nematoda, Chromadorea, Rhabditida, Trichostrongylidae. The record is from the annotation of a GenBank genome assembly.
AUGUCGACCUCUCAAGAAAAAGAAGUCAAUGAGGGCGAAUCAACAUCAUUUCGAUGCGACGCCGUCGGAAAUCCACUGCCAUCAGUGUUUUGGACAAGAGCGGGAGACAAGCAGAUUAUUGCAGAAGGGGACACAAUUGCGAUCGAUAGUGCUAGUAAUUGGCAGCAAGGAGAAUAUAUAUGUACUGUAGUGGUCGAAGGCUUCAAACAUACCUCUAUGUCACACUUCCUUUACAUUCGAGGAGCUCCAGUGAUCACUGCUCCCACAGAAGUGGUAGUAGGUGCAGGAGAACCAGCAGAGAUAUCGUGUCGUAUCAGUGGGCGGCCGAGGCCACUGGAAGUUCAUUGGUCGAAGGACGGCGAGCAGAUCAACUAUGCACUCGGUCGAGCUCAAGUGCACCAGAUUCCGCGUUCGUAUGGAGUAGAAAGUCGUUUGACAGUGAAAGACUUUCGGGAUAUUGACAUGGGAAUCUACAACUGCAUGGCCAGCAAUAGCAUAGCCAAUAACUCGAAAGGUGUACUUCUGAAGAGGAGAGGGAUGUCUGCUGCUCUAGGUUAG